AUGUGGUAUUACCACGGGGAAAAUGAUAUUGUGGUUGAGGGUAGUACUAGUAUAGUAGCUAGUGAAACUGAGAGGUUAGAGGAACCUUUGAUGACAGUAGAGAAUGUAGGUACAAUUCAGAUGGUACAUGAUGCGUUUAUGGAAAAUCAGCAGUCCUUUCAGGAAGAUGAAAAUAGAGUAGAGGAACCAAAUUUAGAAGCAAAACGAUUCUUUGAUAUGCUAGAUGCAGCGAAGAAUCCAUUAUAUCAAGGUUGUAAGGAAGGUCAUUCUCCUCUAUCUGCUGCAACAAGGAUGAUGAAUAUCAAGACGGAAUACAAUUUGUCUGAGGAUUGUGUAGAUGUCAUUGCUGAUUUUGUGAAAGAUAUUUUGCCAGAAGACAAUCUAGCACCGGCUUCGUAUUAUGCAAUUGAAAACCUUGUUUCUGGUCUUGGUUUACCGUAUCAGAUGAUCGACGUUUGCAUCGAUAAUUGUAUGAUUUAUUGGAAUUCAGACGCAAACUACUUGGCUUAUCGAUUUUGUGGGAAACCUCGUUAUCAGAAUACUGGUGGAAGGGUUAGAGUACCGUUUAAGCGUAUGUGGUAUCUGCCAUUAACCGAUAGGUUAAAACGGUUGUAUCAAUCGAAGCGCACUGCAAGGUCUAUGAGAUGGCAUCACGAACAUUCAAAAGAAGGGGAAAUAUCACAUCCCUCCGACGCAGAGGCAUGGCAACAUUUUCAAACAGUUUAUCCGUCUUUUGCAUCUGAGAGCAGGAAUGUAUAUCUUGGGCUAUGCACAGAUGGUUUCAACCCAUUUGGAAAGCAUGGGAGGCAAUAUUCAUUGUGGCCCGUCAUUGUCACUCCUUACAAUUUGCCUCCAUCUUUGUGCAUGAAACGAGAGUUUCUUUUUCUAACCGUACUAGUUCCUGGUCCCGAACAUCCUAAGCGUUCCCUUGAUGUGUUCUUACAGCCUUUGAUUCAUGAGUUACAAUAUUUAUGGGAGCAUGGAGUUCAAGCCUUUGAUAUAUCAAGCCAGCAAAAUUUUAUAAUGUGUGUGGUGCUAAUGUGGACUAUUGGUGAUUUCCCUGCUUAUGGAAUGUUAUCUGGAUGGACAACGCAUGGAAGAUUAUCAUGUCCGUAUUGCCAGGACAAUACAGAUGCAUUUCAGUUGAAAAAUGGACGGAAGACGUGUUGGUUUGAUUGUCACAGACGCUUCCUGCCAAGCUCACAUCCAUAUCGACGCAACAAAAGGUUGUUUAUGAAGAACAGAGUUGUUCAUGAAGCUCCUCCGCCUGAGAUAGAUGGUAACAAUCUAUUAAUGCAACUACGUGAUUUUGAUGCUGUAACAACAAAAGUGGUGGAAAUGGGCAUUUCCCUGUGGCCGGUUGUGGAGAGUAUCAUAAUUGGCACAAGAAGAGUAUUUUCUGGGAUUUACCAUAUUGGAAGGAUCAUUUGUUGA
Molecule: messenger RNA, 1434 nt
Organism: Eutrema salsugineum
Lineage: Eukaryota; Viridiplantae; Streptophyta; Magnoliopsida; Brassicales; Brassicaceae
Exons: 1
Coding region: 1-1434 (477 amino acids)
Source: RefSeq, a predicted model, not a curated record